Molecule: messenger RNA, 462 nt
Organism: Toxotes jaculatrix (banded archerfish)
Lineage: Eukaryota; Metazoa; Chordata; Actinopteri; Toxotidae
Product: lectin-like
Exons: 4
Coding region: 1-462 (153 amino acids)
Molecular function (GO): signaling receptor activity
Source: RefSeq, a predicted model, not a curated record
AUGUCUAUCCCAGCUGGUGUUGGGCAGGGAACUGCACUCUCUGGGAUCCAAAAACAGAUAGUGGCAUGUAAGGGGGAGGUCAUCAACAGAAACUGCUAUGAGUUCAACCCCAUGCCAAUGGCCUUCAAAGAAGCACAGGACGUCUGCAGAGCUCUCGCCCCGAAUGCUGAGCUCGCAUCUGUGACCAGUGGUGAUCUGCAUUCCCGCCUGGUCUUCCUGGUAACCAAGGGUGGUGAGAAGAACCCCGUGCUGACCUGGCUGGGAGGCACAGUCAAGAACCAGCAGGCAUCAUGGGCAGACGGGUCAGAGUGGACUUACAGCGACUGGAUGCCAGGACACCCCAACAUUCACACUGACAAACCUGUCUGUUUGGAGAUGUUCAACUUAGAUGAGGGCUGGUGGACGGCCGCUGAUUGUGAACUGAAGAGAGCGUCCAUCUGCUCGUACCCAAUCACUGCGUGA